UUCAAAUCAGGUUACCAACCCAUCAUGAACGGCUACCUACUGGACAACUGCCUAGUCGAUAUCCGCGAGAACGCCUAUGGCUUGCUCUGAAUUUCCCCGAAUCACUUUCCGUUGUUCGAAUGGCGAUGAGGCAAGGAGAUAGAUUCAGAACAAACGGCACGAACGACAACCAUCAUCAUGAUCGGGCUCGCACCCCCGAUAGCACGUCAUCCAGUAGGUUGAAACGAACACCUGCAAGUCUGAAUUUAGCAGGAGGCUCUGCUUCCUUCACAUCUACAUCAAGGUCCUGGGGGAACUCUUCCACGCGAAAAGCGCCUGAUCAGCCCACCCUCACGCAAAUCGAUUUCGUGACUGUGUCCCAGAAUGUGGGCCUCGAUGACGAACUUGAUUAUAUUGGAGCCCCUUGUAACCCUCCCGAGGUGAUUGAGGUUAAUGAUGAUGAUGAUGAUGCGGAUUAUUUACCAACGCGUCCUUCACGAACGAGUCGUGUUCGUGGCGUGAGAUUUGGCCCAACUCCGACUGCCGAUACCCUUUCGAAACCCAGAAGACCCGAUGGGGAAGUGAAGAGGGGGCGUAGGAAGAGCAGUGAUAGGGUGAAAAGCCACGGGAAGGAUAAAGGGAUACAAAAGAAGGAUAAAACCCUAACCCAGAUGGACUAUGUUAGGCGGUAUUUGCCUCUUGAGUCUGACGACGAUGUGAAGCUAGAAUACACGUAUGUUACUUCAAAAAAGAAGGAACCCUUGCCGCAACCGGACACAAUACUCAAACAUGAAGAUAUGGAAAUGAAUCAGACUCUCAAGUCUGAGGUGCCUAGCCAACGCAAGAGAAGGAAGCUGACCCCUACUUUGGAUUCGAAUGAUAUGGAUCGGGAUGGUGAGGAACAGGGGAUUUCACCACCACCGCCACCACCACCUGUCACGCCGAGGAAGACCGCUAGACCUGAGAUACCUUCAUCACAAUCACCGGAGAGUCCCGGGAUUGCUUUUAUCUCGUCUUCUCAAUUCAGGGGCGCCACCCAAUCACCAGGAGUUCGGGCUUCCAAGGCCCUAUCUGAGCUCUAUGUUAAAGAGGAGUCACUUGAAUUGGGCGACUCAGAUGGUGCCCAUGAAACCUCACGGCGAACGGUGCUGUUUCGAAGCUCUGCAUCGUCGCCUCAUGAUAUUUCCGAUUGUCCAGCACCAGUGCCGCAGGUGUUGAAUAGACCCUCAUCGCCAGGACUGUCGGGCUCUCUAACUACACGCGCUGAUGGAAGCCACGAUAGUCAUUCAGAGCACCCUGCUACAACGCAACGAACCGUAAUAUACGAGACUGACGCCGAUACGGAUUACGAUGAAUUUCAGGACGAUUUACCAGAUACUCUAAGUUCACGCGAAGAGCAUGAGAAUCUUAAGCAUAAUAACCAGCCUGCCGAUGGUGAGGAUAAUUCUUCCUCCUCGAUCCUUGAUUCGCAAGAACUUCCUCCUCUUCCUUUGUCUGAGCCGGAUGCUGGAUCUGGUCCUCUGCCUUCCGAGAAUCACCUCGAGUCAGACAUAUCUAUAUGCUACCAGAGGCUCCAGCCAGCUACUCAAUUUCCACUUGAACCGAUACCUACCAUCAAUACCCAGAAGAUGGCCGAGCUCUUCCCGGAGUCGUCUACCACCAUGCAACCCAUGGCCAGCCCUCGUCAGGUGUCAUCUAUGAACGGCCACCACCCAAGCCACGACGAACGUGGACUGCAGACCCAGAACCAGACCCAAUCUCAAUCUCGAUCUCAAUCUAUAUCCGAAUAUCAGGCCGAGAAAACACCAGAUGUCGUCCUUGAAUCCUCUCCCAUUACAAGGCACGCAGAUAGUGGCCCUCAUGGGCGAGUUGCGGUCGUGCAAGUUGAGUCAUCACAGCCAGUAGACAAACUCCCCUUACCUGGAAUCGCAGGACCAGAUUCCGGUCCCAGGGGCAUUUUGUCUAGAAGUCAAAUCCUAACCUCGAGCGUUAUGGAGAGUAUCCCUAUCCCGGCAUUCUGGAUGAGUAGCCAGGAUAGUGUUGGAGAGCCUUUUACCUUGCCGGAUUCAUGAUAUAAGCAUAUAUAUAUAUAUAUAUAUAUAUAUAUAUACUACACUACAGUUAGACACAAUAAGACAUUAUGAAACAAGUACAAUACUUUUUUUUUACCCAAAAA
This is a messenger RNA of Aspergillus ochraceoroseus IBT 24754, 2155 nucleotides long. RefSeq lists its product as uncharacterized. NCBI's taxonomy places the organism in Eukaryota, Fungi, Ascomycota, Eurotiomycetes, Eurotiales, Aspergillaceae. The record is from RefSeq and is a predicted model, not a curated record. Bases 120 to 2051 code for a protein of 643 amino acids. The transcript has a single exon.